Molecule: messenger RNA, 7507 nt
Organism: Procambarus clarkii (red swamp crayfish)
Lineage: Eukaryota; Metazoa; Arthropoda; Malacostraca; Decapoda; Cambaridae
Source: RefSeq, a predicted model, not a curated record
CCAAUAUGGUCUGAGCGAGGAAGUGGUUCUGCAGUAAGCGGGAGGAAAAACUUUAUGCAAAGUGCAUUUAUCGCAAGAAUAAGAAGAAAUUGGUUCUUGCGGGCACAUUCGAACUCUCUAGCAUCGUCUUCACUUAAUCAAUAAUAACUUGUGACUUUUGCUGUCUUCAGCGCCAACUUCUUGAAAUAUGUAUGCAAAUACAUAUUUAAAUAGCAUGAAGAGGAUCUGUGUGAACUGUGAGGCGAGGAGCCCUCUACCAACCUCUGGUGCUGAAGAACACACCAGGGACACACAAGUUACACACACAAGUACUGCAACAACAGAUACAAGCAACACCAGCAGUGUGUGCACAGAUAAAAAAUACACAUUCCACAAGUCUAAAAAACGUUCGGGCUCAAAAAAAAAGGGACGGUAUAAAAAUAAUGACUUCCGUAGAAGACAUAAACGUCAUUUGAGAUCAGAAAAGUCAAAUGGGAGAUACAAAGUGUGUCGUGAUCAGAGAAAAAUUUGUUUGGAAAGAUCAGUUGACGAAAAACCUUCUACAAGGGUCAAUAGAAAGCAAGGUCACUAUAAAUCAGCAAAUAGUAAAGGUGAUAUUAAGAGAGUGCAUCUUGGAAAUAAGCAAACUUAUUGUAGAAAUGAAAAUUCUCGGAUAACUCAUAAACAGACAAACUCUCAGUUGUCUGGUAAGGAGUUAAACAAAAAUAAAAAAUCAGAACAUGAAAAUCAGAAAAUUAUAAGAAAUAAGAAAAAUAGUAUUGUAUACUAUUAUUGUAACUGUAGCAAAGGAGAAUCAAGUGAAUGUUGUAAAAAAUUCAUCUCGAGCUGUGAAGCAGCUAAUGUUAGCUGUGAAGUUGGUACCAGCUGUGAUGUGGAGGUGAAGAUAGAUAAGUAUUUUGAGCCCAUAAGAAAAGAGCAUACUACAAUUACAAGGCCGAGUGAUGAAGUAUGUAAAAAGGUAAUUGGCGAGCCAUGCAUGUACAGGUUUAGCAAGGUGGUUAUAAUUGGAGAUUCUCGCAUCAAGCCAUUAGAAGAUGUCGGGAUGAAGAGCACAUUUGGCCCUCUGGAGAUCAAGUGUGUGCCAGACUUGACCUUUGAUAAUCUGGAAAAAGCUGUUAAGCAUAAUGUUGAUAAAAGCAUUUGCCCUCGAGGAAUCCUGCUUAUUUGUAGUGUUGGUAUAUAUGAUAUCAUCCAAUUUGGUAAUAAUUUAACCUCCCAGCAAAUGCAUAAUCCUAUAAAGAUUCAACACAUUUGUUUUCCAAAUCAAUAUAUAGGCAAAACCAUUGCUAAUAAUAUCAUGAAUAUGUGUAAGAGUUUACGUGAAAUAUUGGGUGAAAAAUCAGAAGUCUACUUUACAAAUGUUUUGCCAUUAAAUACAUCAAAGAUAAAUUUAUAUCAGGUUGGAACAUAUGAAAAAGCUAAUGGACACUGUCCUGAUGUUCUGUUAGAUCAGGCAACAUAUUGUAAGAACUUAGAAAAGCUAGUUAAUAACGAGUUGAAUAUAUUUAACUCCAGAGUUUCAAAAUUAAGUGUGAGAGGAGAUGGGAAAGAAAUUCCCUGGAAUCUUUUACCCUCUAAUCCUGGCAAAUUUCUGGAGGAUGGGCUGAACCCAUCAAGAGAUGCAACAGAAAAUUAUAUGAUUCCCAUGCUAAAAUAUACCAUUAAGCAGUAUCAUAUGAACAGGUACCAGGAAGUUGUGCUUAUUGGUGAUUCCAGAUUACAAAAAGUGGAAAAAGUGUGGCCUAUAAAGGAUGGAGAGAUGGUCACUAUAUUUACACAGUGCAAGUUGUCCUUCCGAGCUUUGACUGAAGACAACCCCAUUGUGAAGGAAAUUUCAGGCAAGAAGGAUGCACUUAUAGUUCUUAGUUUAGGCAUGUAUGAUAUUAUAAACUUUGUUGCAGAAGAUGGGUGUGACUCCCAUAAGAUGAAAUUGGAAUUACCCUCAUUAUGUUUAGAGAAUUUGGACUCUAGUGAUAAACUCUGGAAUGACUUUGUUAACUCACUGAAGAGCGUUGACGAACUUCUCCGUAAAGUAACGACUAACUGUGAUGUAAUAAUCACAACCAUUUAUCCAUUUGAUUUUCUGACCUUACAGAACUACUUGGUCAAGAGACACGCUGAAGAAACCGGACACAUUGUAACAAUUCCUUCACAAUCCAUGGAAAUAAAGGAAAAAUUAAACAGGAUUGGGCAGUUUAUAUUAGGAAUUAACAGGAUUGCAUUUACACUUGCUGAAGUGAAACAGUUGCCUGUCUGGGACUUUAACAGUUUGGUGUGUGGUAUUGACCUGCCAGAAGGUAAUAUUCCUUUGAUUGAUGGUUUCCAUCCAACUUCAGUUGUAGCAAGGAGGAUAGCUGAAGCUUGUGUGAAGUUUGCUAAGACUUCUCAGUAUGUCUGUUCUCCAAAGUUAAGUUUUAUGGAUAUAAAUGAUGAAGUUGAAUUUAACAAGCAGCUUUGUAUGCGCCAGCCUGAUUUAUCUACCUUUUUGGAAAACUUCAGUUUUGAUUUGUCAGGUUCAGUUAUGAAGAGCAAGUGGGCAGAAUAUUACAGAGUAAAUAACUCAAACAAUUCCUUCAGAAAUUCCAAAUGUAGCCCUCUUGAUCUAGAGCCAGCAAUAUAUUUUGGUCCAAUCAAAAGUAGUGAUGGGUUUUGCGGAAGUUAUAGUCCAAUCAGAGCCUAUAGUUCAAUGGGAGAAUAUUGUCCAAAUCCAGGAUAUAGUCUAAACAAAAAAUGUAGCAUUAAAAAAAUAUGUCAUUCAAAGAGAGAAUAUACUCCCACGAGAGAAUAUAGCCCCAAGAGAGAAUAUACUCCCAUGAGGAAAUAUAGCCCCAAGAGAGAAUAUACUCCCAUGAGAGAAUAUAGCCCCAAGAGAGAAUAUACUCCCAUGAGGGAAUAUAGCCCCAAGAGAGAAUAUACUCCCAUAAGAGAAUAUAGCCCCAAAAGAGAAUAUACUCCCAUGAGGGAAUAUAGCCCCAAGAGAGAAUAUACUCCCAUGAGAGAAUAUAGCCCCAAGAGAGAAAAUACUCUCAUGAGAGAAAGCCCCAAGAGAGAACAUAGCCCCAAGAGAAAAUAUACUCCCAUGAGAGAAUAUAGCCCCAAGAGAGAAUAUACUCCCAUGAGAGAAUAUAGCCCCAAGAGAGAAUAUACUCCCAUGAGGGAAUAUAGCCCCAAGAGAGAAUACAGCCCCAAGAGAGAAAAUACUUUCAUGAGAGAAUAUAGCCCCAAAAGAGAACAUAGCCCUAAGAGAGAAUAUAGCCCUAGUCCAGAAAGGAAAAGAUGGGAGAGAUCUUGCUCUCCCAUUAAAAAGAACUUUAUAUAUAGAGAUGAAACAUGGAGAGAGAGGCCAAAGAGAAGUUUCAGUCCAGUAAGUCACCUAGAACCUCACUUCAGGAACCAUGCCAGCAAUAAACAUUUGAGCCUACAUAGCCAUCACAGCAAGUGGAAGAGAGAGAUGCACUCGCCUGUAUUUGAUUUACAUUGUAGAAGGUCACGGUCAAGAUCACGGUCAAGAUCACGGUCCAUCUCUGGCUCCAAUUCAAGAAGAGAAAGAAGAGAAAAGUAUGGUUCAAGGAGAGAGAAAAUUGGAAAGUGUGGUUCAAAUGAUUCUGUUAUUAUGCGUGCAUUACAGUCUCUGCGUGAAGUUCAUGACCGGGAGUGUGAAAUGUAUAGAAAAAACCCAAUUGCUCAUCCAGAUUUCACUAAAGAAUAUCAUGCAUUUGUUGACAAGAAAAAAGCAAAAAUUCUUUCAAUUGGAGGUGAUCCAAAUACAUAUGAUAUGACAAAAGAAUGGACAAUAUUUUGGCAGUCUCGUUUGGAAACUAUAUUUAAUGAAUGUUGGACAAUCAAGAGAGACGAAUGUGUAUCAAUGCUGCCCGUCAAUAAGAUUUUAUCUUGUUCCCCUUCUCCUUCUAGUAUCUCUAUGUCUUCAGACAGAUCAUCAGAUGCCAGCAUUUAUAAAUAUAAAACUAUUAGAAAGUUAAAUAAACAUCGUAGAUCAUCAAGUACAGAUACCUGCUUGAUAUCUAUAGAAAGGGAUAGAAAAAAGGCCAAGAAAAUAAGGAAAAAGAGAAAGGAUACAAGUGAUAGAGAUAAAGAUUCAUCCAGUUGUUAUGAAGACAAGGAAGUUCAAGAAGAGAAGAGGGAUGCCAAACUCGGUGACCUUAUAAAAAAGGGAAGGAGAGAUGACUACUUCCAGAGUCCCAAAUGUUCAUCAAGUGAGACAUCUUGGGAUAAUGAUCUCACUGGAGAGAAGGAAAGUAGUGGUGUUGCUAACCAAAGAUUAAAGCAUGUAAAGGAUACUAAGGAAAAGUUGGGUAUGGAAAAGAUGGAAGGUUUCAUUGAUGAACUUCUACAGCUUGUAACUGAACCUGUGAAUCCAGUUGAUCAUGUUGCAAGUAAGGCAGCCACUUCAUCUACAACUGAACCAAUGUUUUCUUGCAUAUCAAACAAACCUAAGCAGUCUUCUGAGAAACAUAUUGUUAUGGCAGAAACUUACAAAAGAAAUGCAUUGGAUGUUCAGCUCACAAAAAAUACAAGCUCUGAUUUACAGGAUUUACCAAACAAAUAUUGUACAAGUUUUCCAAAGAAUAAUAAACUGAUGUUUGAUUCAACCAGUGAGUUGUCAGAAGAGAAAGUGUCUUCCCCAUCUCUUUCAGAAGGUUUUACUGAUGAGGUAAUUUGUCUUUUUGAAACGUUGAGUCAUUUAGGGCAUAGGUUAGGUGCUCUGCUGAUACCUGUGAAGUUAUUGCAUGAGAAUGCACUGAAAGUGAAGUCAAAUGGGCAGGAUAUAAUGAAUAUUUUUUCUUCAGUUUAUGACAAAGUUCUGUUACACAUGAUAGAGGACAAAUUAAGUAAGGCAACAAAAGAUAGCACACUGAAUAUAAUUGAGAAAGUUGUCAUCCAGGAAGCUGAGCAAAGACUAGGCAUUCUCCUUGAAAAGAUAAAUGAUGACUUUAAAUUUUGUGAUUUAAAGAUUGAUAGCAUAGCUAGUGCUUGUCUUGGAAAAAGUUCUAAUGAAAUUACAACUUUUAUUGAAAAUGUAUUAUUGUAUCAUGGUCAUACACAGGUUUCUCAAGAUCAGUUAUUGAAGAUUCACAUGGCAGUUAAGGUAGAACAAGCGGUGAUAUUGGGUCUUUCAAAAAAUAUUCCUCAAAAUAGAGAUAGUGGGAUUAGUAGACCAUUACAGUUAGCUGUACAACCAGAAAAGCAAAGUCAUGAUGAAGAAGUGCCAACAUCACAGCACUGCAGCUCUGCUUCACACUCCUCCAGUCAACUUCUUUGUUUAGAGUCGGCCUCAUUUUCUCCUUAUAUAAGCAUUUCAUCUCACACCUCUGUUCUACCUGCUUCUAUUACACUACACACUACAGCACAACAUGGUUCGAACACACCACACACUGUACCACACCAUACCGCUAAUACACCAAAAGCUCCACCCCAUUGUGCCCCAAAUGCACUACAAACUGCACAUCACUAUGCCACUAUUGCACAACAGUGUUUGUCUACUACCCAAGCUGCACCACACCGUGUGUCUACUGCACCACAAGCUGCACCACACCGUGUGUCUACUGCACCACAAGCUGCACCACACCGUGUGUCUACUGCACCACACCAUGUGUCUACUGCACCACAAACCGCACCACACCGUAUGUCUACUGCACCACAGGCUGCAUCACACAGUGUGUCUACUGCACCACAAGCUGCACCACACAGUGUGUCUACUGCACCACAAGCUGCACCACACAGUGUGUCUGCUGCACCACACAGUGUGUCUGCUGCACCACACAGUGUGUCUACUGCACCACACAGUGUGUCUACUGCACCACACCGUGUGUCUACUGCACCACAAGCUGCACCACACCGUGUGUCUACUGCACCACAAGCUGCACCACACAGUGUGUCUACUGCACCACAAGCUGCACCACACCAUGUGUCUACUGCACCACAAACCGCACCACACCGUAUGUCUACUGCACCACAAACCGCACCACACUGUAUGUCUACUGCACCACAAGCUGCACCACACAGUGUGUCUACUGCACCACAAGCUGCACCACACCAUGUGUCUACUGCACCACAAACCGCACCACACUGUAUGUCUACUGCACCACAGGCUGCAUCACACAGUGUGUCUGCUGCACCACACAGUGUGUCUACUGCACCACAAGCUGCACCACACCAUAGGUCUACUGCACCACAAGCCACACCACACCAUAGGUCUACUGCACCACACCAUAGGUCUACUGCACCACACCAUAGGUCUACUGCACCACACCAUGCCUGUAAUAUUCCACAAGUUACAACCCAAAUGGUACCUCAGUCUUUACCUGUUAUGCAAGGUAAUCACACUUUUGACCUUUCAGCAUGUACUGAAAAAGCUGUAACGAGAGAGAAAAUGUCAUUUAAAAAAUUUCUUUCUUCCAUAUCAAGUGUGACUGUAAUGAACAGUGUACAACCAUUUAAUUUCAAAACUUGAUGCAACUGCAGUAGAGAGAUGAUAUAUUUGAGAUUGUUAUAAUGUGACUUAAAAAGGAUUAUUAUAUCCUUAUUUCCCCAUAAUUUGCAAAUUUCAAAUACAGUGGGGCCUCGAUUUACGAUGGUAAUCUGUUCUCAGAGACUUAUCAUAAGUCGAAAUAACGUAAGUCAAAACUAUUUUUCCCAUAAGAAGUAAAGGGAAUUGAAUUAAUCCGUUCCCCACCCCUCAAAAUAUUAACUUACAAAUACAUUUUAUACUGAAUACAAUUUUUUCUCUAACUACAAUACAGUACAUAUGUUUAUCUUACUUUUAUGGAGGACUCUUGGUGUAUGGAAGAUGGUGAUGAGGGGGGGGGGGGAGGAGAGGUGUAACUGUUUGGAAGGGGCACCACACAGCUUGACACUACUGCACUACUGCAGCUUGAUUAGGGUGAGUCGUUUCAGCAAAAGUUGCAGUUCUUCCCAUGCUGCACUCAUUUUCUUAAUUUUUGAGCAAGGGGCAUUCUGUACUGCCUCCAACUCCCCUGAAGAAAUUUCCUCAGCUACCUCUCUAUUCCUCGCUCUUCCUCUCAGGGAAUGCGGAGGUGCGUUCCUUGGUGGAAUGUGGACUGUGCUCGGGCUGUCCGCUGUAAGCGUGCAGCCUGGAAGAGACAUCGCCACUGGCAGACGGUUGAUUCUUUUCUUUUGUUUCGGAAGGCGAGUGCAGUGGCCCGUAGGACCAUCCGUGCGGCUAAACGUACAUGCUGGUUGUCUUUCGUCUCUACCGUUACGUCCGAAACUCCUCUGUCGCUGGUCUAGAAACGUAUCCGCAAGAUAGCCGGUAAGUUCGUUCUCGAUGUCUCGCCAGUCCUUCGCCUCCGUGGUGCUCUUGUGGUGGACCCAUUGCAGGUCACCACCAAACUGGGUUUCCACUUUUCAUCUGUUAGUUCUGGUUCUCAUCUUCCCCAAUCCUUCUUUCUUCGUAACCCUAUUCUUGAAUCUUGUCCUUUAGAUUUCUGUACUCAUCUUCGCCUUCCCUAUAAUGAUCCCUUCUCUC